Molecule: messenger RNA, 1419 nt
Organism: Paramecium tetraurelia
Lineage: Eukaryota; Ciliophora; Oligohymenophorea; Peniculida; Parameciidae
Exons: 6
Biological process (GO): endocytosis; signal transduction; peptidyl-serine phosphorylation
Cellular component (GO): cytoplasm; nucleus
Molecular function (GO): protein serine/threonine kinase activity; ATP binding
Source: RefSeq, a predicted model, not a curated record
AUGCAAACUGCAUCUAUAUUUAAUGGAAUAUAUGUAGUAUAAAAAAAGAUAUCUUCUGGGUCAUUUGGAGUGGUGCUUCUGGGACAAGAUAAAGAGAGAAAUGUUGAUGUGGCGAUAAAAAUAGAAAAAGAGGAGAAUGAGGAUGUGCGUUCAUUAGAGAGGGAAGUUUAAGUCUUGGAAAGAUUGUAAGGAACUGAUGGGGUACCGAAAUUGUUGUGGCAUGGGCAGUAGGAUGAAUACAAUGUAAUCAUUCUGCAGUUGUUGGGGAAGGAUCUAUCCCAUUUCAUGAAGACAAAGAAGAAGUUUUCUUUUAAAACCACGAUACAGUUGGGCAUUCAAAUUGUGCAUGUUUUAGAGAGGAUACAUAACAAAGGUGUUGUGCAUAGAGAUCUGAAACCAGAAAAUAUUUUAUUCGGAAUUGAAGAUGAAUCAUCUAAAAUAUACGUAGUCGAUUUUGGGAUCAGCAAAAUAUAUAGAGAUGCUCAAGGAAAUAUUUUACCCUUCAGAGACAAUGCAUCAUUUAUAGGUACUACAAGGUAUGCAUCGAUUGCUGCACAUAAGGGUCAUGAAUUAAGUAGGAAGGAUGAUAUCGAAUCAUUAAUAUAUGUGUUAUUGUAUUUCAUGAAAGGGCAGCUUCCAUGGCAAAAUAUGCAGAAUGUCAGUGAUGAAGAAAGAACUGUCAAAGUCGGUGAAAUGAAAAUGAACAUGGAUCCUCGAGAAUUGUGCAAAGAUGUACCAAUUGAGUUUGCUAAAAUUCUAGAAUAUCUGAAAUAAUUACAAUAUAACAGUGACCCUAAUUAUUAUUUCGUGUAUCAUCAAUUCGAAAAGGCUGCUGAAAAUCAAGGAAUCCAAUUAGAUAAUAUAUUUGAUUGGGAUUAAUAGUAAUAGAUGAAGAUCUCACAGAGUAAUAAUGAGAAUAUAGAUAAUUUAUAACGAUCAAAUACUCAAUAAUAAUUGUAACCUCCUUAAUCGACUGAGAUGAAGAAAUCAAUUGAGAAACAAGGAUCCAAUUUGAUUAGAUAAUUAAGCAACAAUCAAUUUUUAAUCCCACCUUCCCAAUUGAAAAGACAAGAUUCCCAGUAGCCCAGCGUGGUUUCUGGGAGUGUGAUGUUGAGUACUUACAAUUCAAUAAGGCCCAAAUACUAAGCUUCACAAAUGGCUUUUGAUAUCAAAGUGUGUGAUGAUAAUUCUCCUUAAGAUAUUAAUUAGAAUAUGAAGUAGACUGCUGAAACAGGUAAUUAAAAUGGUGGAUAAAAUUCAUGCGCUGAGACAGUUUGUUGGAAAGAUUCAGUUUUUGAGGAGAACUUUGAAGAAAUACCACUAGCUAAAAAGUACGGUAUGCUCAAGUAGAAAGGAGUUGAAAUACCAAAAAAGAGAAAAACUAGUUAAAGUCCAAUUAAAUAAAGGAAAAAGAAUUGA